CAAAUGAAAACAUUAAGUUAAAUUCUUGAACAAACAAGUUAUUUAAAGAGGGAAGAGGGGAAGAACAAUAUUUGCUAAGGGCUUGGUAUGUGCCAAGCACUGGGUGCUUUGAUGAAUUAUCUCCCAGGUGACCCAGCAGGAGGACAAAGAGACGAAGUACAGACUUAGGAGAACUGAAGAACAUGCCCCAGCCUACAAGGUUAAUGAACACUGGGGCAGAAACGUAAUCCCUGGUUUAACUGGACCCAAAGCCCGCACUACUAUUUUCUCUGACAGUUUUGGACAUCACCCUCCCUCAGACUGACUGGUGUGUAAUGGUUAAUAGGUUUGGAAAACUGCUGAUUAAAUACUGGAAUAUUGAAGCAGAGAGUAACAUGUAAAAUUUGAAAGACGGUUUUGGAUAAAUGCUAGAAAAUGCCACUAGUGUAGUAAAAUUAUGCAACAUAUUAACUAGAGAGGUUUAUCAGGCUGAAAAUAAAAAUAGGCUAAUGAAGGGUUUUAAUUUAUAAACACAGAUCAUUCAGUAUGUUUUUCAAGGGAGGUCAAUCCACUCUCUAACUUUUCAGAACAAUUUCAUAAAAGUUAAAAGCUCCAGAACCAGAGAGAGGUUAACACACUAGAAUGGAUGAAUCAAUCCAGCACUUCUUGGAAUAGUGACUGAAGUCUAUGUUGUGUUAGUCAUUUCCAAACCCAUGAGCAUCAGAUGCCCAGGUACUAGGGGGCUAGAAAAGGUCUUCAAGUUCACACACAUACCAAGCACUGACUACAGACACACAAACACACACACACAAAAGUAUAUAUAAAUUUGGGGGUGCUUUUAGAUGCUAUGAUGAUGGAAAAAAUACACAAUAAUACUAGAAGUGCUACUAAAUUCAGAUUGAGAAUAACUUUCCGUAAAUGACAAAAUAUAAUCAACAGGUGCCAAGAGUACAAACAGUACAGUGGGAAGAUUUUUCACUCUUUUCGGUGGCCCAGCACCCUCUUCCUGGUAGAAGACAAAGCCUGGGGAAGCAGCUUUCCCUGCCUUUCUUGCAGCUAAGGCACUGGCACAUGACCUAAGCUCAGAAACACUCGCCUGAGACCUGAAAGGAGGAGCUAGUGACCCAGAGAAGUGGGGACAUGAGGCUCGUUCUCUGGGGAGGCGGAGCAGUGGCGUGAGACCAAGCAGCUGGGGCAGCGUUGAGCGGUACCACCGACAGGCUUUGGUCCAGCCGCAGCAUCUAGUGCUUGGCGGCAGCAGUGUGCUCUUAGGAUCAGUUUUAUACUAUGUUUUGGGGCAUGUGUCUUGUGUGCAGACCCCCAUACACGAUUCUCCAGUCCUCCCAGUGACUCGCUGAGCUACCCCAAAUCCUUUCAAUAAAUUACCCUUUGCUUAAGUCAGCCCAAGUCAUUUUCCGUUGCUUACAAAGAACCUGACUGAUGAAGCUCUCAAGGGGCUGGGGAUGACAGAGAUUCCACACAUUUGUUUCACAGCACAAUAAAAUGGGUCACACAAAACUGGGGCACAGCUAGUUAAUGGUACACAACUUAUUUCUUCGUUGUACUCUGAUGUACUGUUCACUAAUUCUGCUCUUGUCUACGUGAAGACACUUCCUUCUGCUUCUCCUCCAUUUCCAGAAGUUACUGGCCCAGCACUGAGCACAAAUUAGAUGCUUCAAGACCAGUGACUGAACUGCUCUAGAAAUUUAAAGUACGAAUUAUCCGUCAAAGAACACAUCCUGGGAAUAUGCACCACAUGUAAAUCAAAAUCUCACUCAAAAUAUCUAACACUUUCGAGGAUUUGUAAAAUCCAAGAAAAAUGUGAACAUAUGAACAUUUAGAAAUGUGCUCUAGGCUAAAAUCUCAACUUUAAAUGGUGAAACUGGAUUACAAACAAUCUUUACACAAUCUCAAAAAGUUCCCGAUUAUGGUUCCUUAAUAAGAGUUCCUCUCUUUGGUUCUUCCUUUCUUUAAAAAAAGCCAACUCUCUUCAAAUACGCAAUCCCACCAACCACCUCACACAUACACACAGAAAUGGAGACUGUGAACAGAGGCAAAAUCAUUCUCGGUCUGGAACUCAAUCUGAUUCUAUUUCAUGUCGGUGCCGCGGGCAACUGCACCGUCUCGGUGGUUCAACCACCUUCCCUUGAAGUGGACUACACUCAAAGAGCUGUGACCAUGCACUGCUCCUUCUCCACAGCGGGGUGCCCUGCAGAGCAACCAACAAGCCUGUGGUUUCGCUACGGCGCUCUCCAGCCCGAGAACCUGUGCUUGGAUGGAUGCAGAAAUGAGACAGACAAAUUCACACUUGUGAAUCUGGCACAAAACCAAGUUUCCCUCACUGUAAACAGGCUGACUUUCAAUGACAGUGCAAUCUACAUCUGUGGAAUAGCCUUUCCCAGUUCAAAGGAACCGAGAGCUAAGCGGACGGGAGGAGGGACUGUGCUGGUGGUAAGAGAGACAAAGGUUCUCAGCAAGGAACUGCAGAGUCUCCUGGCGGCCCUCUUAUCACUGCUCUCUAUGUACGUUACUGGUGUAUUCGUGUUCUUCAUCGUCCUCACCAAAUCAAAAUCUAACACUCUAAGAAAGAAAGAAACAGAAGAUUCACAAAAGAAAAAGAGUGCUCGGCGUAUUUUCCAGGAAAUUGCUCAAGAACUAUAUAAUAAGAGACACAUGGAAACAAGCCAACAACCUCAGGAGAAAGACAACACUUAUGAAAAUAGAAGAGCACUUUCUAACUAUGAAAGACCAUAGAAAUCUUCUGAUUUUCAAUUAAGUCACUGAAAAUCCAACUCCAGAAGUUAUGGAAGUGUUAAUGGACACACACUGAUCAGGGUUUUUUAAAAACCAAUAUAAAGUAAACGGAAAAGUCAACUGGCUACAAGAAGGAUGCCAGAGUAUAAGGAAACUAUUACUAAGAGUAAUUAUCACAAUACUAAAACCCAACAAAAUGCAACUGAAAAAUACUUUCCUAAUUUGCUAGGAGAAUUCUAAGCAGUCAAACAUCCUCAAAAACUUUCAAUUAUAGCAUAUAUCCUAUAUUUGUUUCAUUCAACAUAUGAGGUGCACCACAUGAUGACUGUUACCCUGAAGAAGAUUUGAAGACACACCAUGUGCCUCAGUCUUGCGUGGAAGAAUUGUCUUUACGGUGUGUAGAAGUGAUGGGCCAAUUAGACUAAGUUGGCAGGGAAGGAGGAUGGAGGGAGGAAAGAGAGUGGCAAAAUUUGAGUUAGAAAAAAUCAUCUUGAAAAGUAUUUUGUAGCAAAAAUUAUUUCCUCUGGUAUUGCAAUGGGGCAAUGGUACAGUGCACGUUUUCCUACCAGGGUAUGCAAAGUAACUUACAUCAUGCUACCAACAAAAAGUGAGACCAGAAUAGAAUAUAGAGUAAGAAUACAAUAACUAAAAUACAGAAAAUCCAAAGCAGAAGGUUCAACCAGAAAAAAACCUCAGAACAAAUAAGCCACAUCCGACUCUAGAUGUCAGUCUCGUGCCAAACAACAGCACCAGGGAAGGAUUCGGCAAUGCACUGUUCCUGACAAUGCCCUUGCAAUACUGAUUUUUUUUUCUCUUUUAAUAAGUCAUUGUAUUACACACACACACACACAAAUAUACAUAUGUGCACACACAUACACACUUAUACAAACCUACACUUCACACAUAGUUGGGAUCAUACUAAGUAUAUAGUUUUGUAUUGUACAUUGCAAUGUUGAUUUUUAACCAACUUAGGAGGGAAAUGUUAGGUAAGGGACUGGGUAUACAGCAAGGAUGUUCAUGGCACUCAUUACCGUCUCACUAAGAAAACAUGUUAUGAAUUGUUCUCUGAAAGUUACUUCUGUGUAAAAAAAAUCUAUUUAAAGUACCUACAAGUAUAUGUUCAUUACUAAACAUGAAUUACAACCUAACGUUUAUUUCAUUAAAGUGCUUCUCUUAAGCUGGUAUAAAAUGAGAUGUAUUCUUAUUUUUAAAACCCAGAUCAAAUUUUAGAAUAUUUUAAGAUCCCUUGAAAGCGUUUUGUACUAAUGGUUUAAAUCAGUAAUCUCUAACCUUUCUAAUCACAUGUGCCAGGAAAAAUAGGAAGGGGAGAGAGGGGAGCGCAUAACCUCACUUUAUUUGUGUGUAGGAUGUAUAUACGUGUGAGUGCAUGUGUGUGAUUUAUAUACUGUAUGCAUAUACACUUAUGUGUGUAUAUGUGUAUACACAAAAAUAGAAAUUAAACAAUGGGCAUUAAAAGUAAUAUAAAUAAAAAUGUUAAUAUUUUCUUCCUAUAUCCCAAAAUAAAUUGUCUUGUGUACUCCCUCCACUUUGAGACCACUGGCCUGGCUGAAAUAAAUGAACUUCUAAACCAGAUGGCAAAAAAGGUAACCACUAACACCAUCUAGGUGAAUAGAAGAAGUGUUGGAUUCGAUCAUUUCCUUUUCAUUUCUGAGAGUCAUUACUUGGUACUUUCAGGGCUGAAAAUAUACUGUUCUUUGCGUAACUAACAAGGAAACAAAAUCCCUAAGACAAAUUCAUAGUUGAUUCAGAUUAAAUCUUUGCCAAUACAACCAAAGACUGUAUUUCAAAGAUUGAUUUUUAAGCUAAAAUUUGGAAUACACUUUUCCAAGUAGUUAUAUUCCCUGAGGUCAUAUAUGAGUGCCUGAUGUAUAUAUAAUAUUCAUUCUUUUAUCCAUCCAUGCAGCCAACAAUAUUUAUUGAGUGCUAUACUUAUUACGCAACCAAAGGCCUCUUUUGCAUGCUAUCCUUGGGUCUCACUGAACUUGUCCUCACCUGUGAACCCCACCUUGUUCACAUCUUCAUGCUUUUGCACAUGCCAUUCCCUCUGCCUGGUAAAAUGCUCCACAGAUACAAACAGGUCAAAUGUCACCUACAUGAAAACUUCCCUAGCAGUUAAUGGGUCUUUCCUUCUCUAAACCGAUAGUACUUUGUCAUGUUUCUUUUCAGACUAUCCUGCCAUUGUCUGUUUACAUCUUCUGAACUAUUCUGUAAGUAUUUUAAAACUAGAAGCACAUGUCUCAUUUCUUUUUAUUUCUACUGCCUAGCACUGCCUGGUACAUAGUAGGCUCUUAAAUGCCCUUAUAUGAAUGCAAUUGAACGAUGUUUCUAAAGGAAAAUAUUUUUUCAGCAUUUCACCUGAGAUAUGAAGCACACUUCACUCCCUAGCCAUUGAUCCUCACCCCCUUCAUAAGGACUGUUCACUGAAUCCCUAACAUUAAUUUUCCUGCUAUCUGAGCAUCCAGAAUUUUCACUGGAAAGCAUUAAGCUAUAGCUUUCUGUUUAGAUUUAUAUUUCCCAAGACAAUGAAAAGAAAGUAAUAUUAAAACAACUUGAAGAUGAAAAUGGACAGACAUGGUUCUAGUGUCUAUACACCCUACCCUCUAGACAAGAGCACUUAAACCCACAUACCAAACGGUGUAAACGAAAUUUUCAGAAUAAGUCGUUUCUUUCUCUCUGCUAUAUAAGACCUGAGAGAGUUUGAAGCCCUGGGCUAAUAGGCAUAUAGUUAAGUGUCUGUGGAGUCGAGUCACAUAAACCGAUGGAAAAGGUACAGAUUCUGAGACCAAGUUAAAAUGCAAAAACAUUGACAAAUACUUCAAAGUGAAGAACUGUGAACAAAUCUGAUCAAUGAAGCUACAAAUAAAAGCAAAGUAACAGAAUAGGAUGGAAUGAAAAAAAUCUAACAUGUAUCAAAUACCAAUACUGAGAUAGACAAGGUUGGGCACUAUCCUUUAAAUUACGUUAUUUAAUCUUCACAACAAACCUCAAGGUAGGUAUUAGCCCCAUUUUUACAGAUGAAACACUAAGCUUAAUGAGAGGCUCAGGUAAUAAGGGCUGACCCCUAUUUCAAAACAGGUCAGCUCUCAAAGCCCAUGCUCUUUCAACAAAGCAGUCUGGCCAGAGUCUUGCUUAUUUCUAUUUAGACUGAUGGGAACUUUAAGACUUAACAUGUCUAAUUUAAUCUGAACAAUGACCCUGAAAGAAAGUGAGAAAGUUGCCAAUGGCUACCUCUCAAAACCCACAGGCUUAGCUGGUUUCACAGGAGAAUUCUACCAAAUUUCCAAAAGCGGAUAACCAUAAUGCUAUUUAAACUGUUCCAGAGCAUUAGAAAGAACUUAGAAAUUAUUUUUUACAAAACCAGCAGAACAUUGAUACCAAAACAUGACAAAGAUAACAUCCUCCAAAUAAAAGAUCAGAUCAGACCAACUAUCAUUUUUCAAUAAUAUUAAUGCUAAUAUUUUUAUUUAGAGUUUUUGUAAAUACAAUCUAGUGGUGCAUACAAGACUAUUCCGCCUAAGCCCAGAGAUGCAAGAGUGGAUAUGUAUUAGAAAAGUACUAUUAAUUUAAUAAGCCAAUGGAGAAAAAACACUAUCUCUAUAGAUGUUGAAAACACAGGUGGCAAAUUCAACAUUGAUUCCUCAUUUUUUUUAAGCUCUUAAUAAAACAGGAUUUAAAAAAAAUAUGUAUCUCAAGCCAAACAGCAAUCUCAAGCCAAAAGACAGAAUCAUAUUUAAAGUAUUUUUUCAUCAAAGUAAAAAACAAAGCAAAAAUUUCCACCAUGUUUUUCUUUAACAUUUUCUGGAAAUAACUACAAAUUCACUUGCACCAAAAAAAAAAAAAAAGUCUAAAAAUGAGAAGGAAGUAUUAAAACCAUCUGCAGAUGCUAUAACUGUAUUAAAAAACCCCAAGAGAAUCAAUGCUGAAAACUAUUGGACACACUAAAAUAACCCAAUAAGGUAAAUGGUUACAAAACUGGUACACAGACACACACACACACACACACACAAAAAAACAACUGCUUGUCUGUGUAUGCAUAAUAUCCACUCUAUGAUGCGAGAGCCAUUUGAGACAACAUGGAUGAACCUGUAGGACAUUAUGCUAAGUGAAAUAAACUAGACACAGAAGGACAAAUACUAUAUGAUCUCACUUAUAUGUGGAACUGAAACAAGUCAAACUUGCAGAACCAGAUAAGAGAAUGUUGGUUGCCAGGAGCUGGUGGGUGGGGGAAAUAAGAAGAUGUUGGUCAGAGGAUACAAACUUUCAGUUAUAAGAUGAAUAAGUUCUGGGGAUCUAAUGUACGGCCUGGUGACCACAGUUAAUAAUACUGAACUGUAUACUUUAAAUUUGCUAAAAGAAUAGAUCUUAAGCAUUAUCACACACACACACACACACACACACACACACACAAGGUAACUAUGUGAGGUAAUGGAUGUGCUAAUUAACUUGAUUGCAGUAAUCAUUUCACAGUGUAUACGUACACUAAAUCAUCAUGUUGAACACCUUAAAUACAAAAAAUGUUUGUCAACUAUAUAAAGCUGGGAAAAUUUUUUAUUUUUUUAACCAUGAAGGAAGAAAAAUUCCUAUUUAUUAUAUCUCACACACACACCAUUAGAAUAAAUCUAACAAAACUUGUGCAGAACCUUUAUGAAGAAAAUUUUGUUACUAAUGAACAUAACUGAAUAAAUUGAAAGACAUCCUAUUAUUAGCUAAGAAGACUCAAUACUCCCUAAAUGAACCGAUAAAUUUAAUAUAGGGAAACUAGGCAAGUUAGUGCUAAAGUUGAUCUGUUAAAUAAAUAAGCCAAGAAAAAUCUAAGAGAAACUGAUUAAGAAAGACUAGUGCUAUGAUACUAACAAGUAUGAUAAAGCUACAGUAAUUAAAAUAGUUUGGUAUUGGCACACAUAUAGAAGGAUAAAUCUUAAGAGAACAGAACCAAACACAUAUAGGACUUUAGUCUAUGAUUUAGGUGGCAUUUCAAAGCAUUGGGGAAAAGAUGAUUACUCAAUAAAUGGUGUUAGGAUCACAGUGUAGCUAUUUGGAAAACUCACUCUUUAACAAGCAGUUCCACUCCUAGAAAUGUAUCGUCCAGAUAACCAUAAACCUUACUUCCUUCAGCCUUUUCCCUACAUCACCCUCUAAGAGAGGCCCUUCCCUGAGCACCCUCUUUAAAAUUAUAGCACCCAAACCCAGCCCCCAAUUCCAAGAAGCCCGUUUUGCUUUUAUUGCUUAUUUUUCUCCAUAACUCUUAUCACCAACAACAUGCCAUUUGUUUACGGUCUGUCUUCCUCAUUAGAACAUAAGCUCCAUGAGGACAAGGAUAUUUGCAUGUUUUUCGCUCAUUUAUCUCCAGCAUCACUCAGUAAACACUUUUUAAAUGAUAAAGAUAUUCUGUGGCAUAAGAGUAUCCCUUCCACCUUCACUGCAAGCUCAGUCUCACAGUGUAAAUAUGCUCAGGGCAGACUCCCUCCCCAGACCUGCAUCACAAUUGUCCUGACCUGCCUGCCAGUUGCUGAUUGGGCAGGGCAUGUGCCCCCAUCCUUGCCGAUGGGAAAAAGUGAGAUGUGCCAGGGAGAUUUCUGGAAAAGUUUUCCAUCACUUUAGAAAAAAAAAAAGUAUGGGAGAAAAUGCCUCUUUCUUUCCAAGACUCUGUCAUGCCUACACAUGAUGCUUGGCGCUGCAUCAGCCAUUUUGUAAUUGCGAGGGGAAUGUCAACACACUGAAGAUGAAGAAAUGAAAGCAAGUUCUGAACUUCAGUGGACGCUUCCAUCACUGAAUUAACCAACCUUGGGAUCACUUUUCCAAAAUAAACUCUUAAUUUUUAAAAGCUACUUUUAGUUGCUCUUUCUGUUUCUUGAAGCAGAAAACAUCCUGAUACCUACUUACACGUGUGCAAAAAGACUUGCCUAAGAAUGUUCAUUUCACUUGUAAAUAUUUAUAAAGCAAACUGCUGGUAUCUAAAAGUAAUAAGUCAACAGAGGCCUCCUCUAGUAAAGUUACCAAAUGCCCAGCAGUGUGCUGGUAAAGGUUUACCAAUCAGCUAGAAGAAGGGAGAGACUAUUUGUAGAGUUUGCCAAUUUCCAUGGUGUAAGUACUCCCAUUGAGGUCAAUUUCAAUAAUGGCCCAGUUUAACAACCAGUUCACUAAAUUCCUGCCAAGGUAACAAUCAGCUCUCCUGAGCCAGUAAAACCAGCUCCAGCACACCACUGCUUACACGUAGACAAGGAUGUAGAUACUUACGUGCUAGUAAGGAAUAAUUUCCUAGACAUACUUAAGUGGAAAAGGGCAAUGAAACUAUUUAUAAUGGGCUUUAAUUAUACAAUCAAUUUUUUCAUGUUCACACAUAUUUGCAUAGACUAUCUUUAGAAAAAUAUUCAAGAAACCUGAACAAGAUUGUGUAACGAGUGGAUGAGAAACCUCAUUUUAUACUCUCUUGCAAGCUGCUUGAACUCUUUUUUACCAUGAAUUACCUUUUCAUAAAAAUUACAAUUUUGAAAAAUUAAACAUCACUAAAUUUUCAUUUUUGCAAAAUAAGUCUCCUUUUCUUGAUUACAUACUUUGCCCCUUUUUGAUGCUUAAAACAAUUCUCACUAGAUUUAAUAACCUCCAACCAGAACUGGGUCAGUAAACCAAACAAACUGAAAUUAGAAAGAUACAUUUUGCAUUUUUUUCCCUAAAUUAACCUAAGCAACAAAAUUGCUGUGGUUCAACUUCAAGACAAAUCAAAAAAAUUACACAAGUAAUCAUUUCAUCUACAACUGCUUUUGUUAAAAAAUAAAUUGAGCCAAGUGUGAAAAGUACACUCACAUAUCCUUAAACCAGCCCCAUAUACAUGAACUCACAGCAAGAUCACUUUGCACCUCCUGGGUCUUCACACAGUGUCACAAGGAAAUCAUCAGGAUCUAAUUAGUGACUUAGAGAAAGGAAGCAAUAAUAGAGUGCCACAAGCAGUCUACAAAACUUAUAGGUCACUAAAGGUCACCCACAGCAACAAGGCUCCGCCUCUCAGGUUUGCUAUGUGUCACACACCAGACUCCUUGGAUUCAACAGGCAACUGUGCAACCACAAUCAAGGAGCUUGUUUUCAGUCCUUACUAGAGACAGCCCUCUUGUCCAGUUUAACUUCUUUUCAAUUUUUAGUGUCAGAAACACAAGGAAAUAAAAUUCAUGGUUAGAUUGAUGUUUUUUCCCUUGCUCUUCCACCUCCUGCUAUGCCAGGAAGUAGCAUUAAAGUUCCAUCGUGUGGUUGCCCAACAGGACACAGGAAGCCUGGACCUUACAACCUGAUGACUAGUGAUUGCAAUGCAGUGAGAUGGAGCCAAGGUUUAGUUACACAGGGAACAGCGCUGAAACAAGGUCAGGCUGCUAAAUUACCAAGGACAACAUUUACCAGGUUUUCCCCUAUACAACACAUAUAUCCGCUAUAUGGGCACUCACACAUUAAAACAGUUUUUUUCUUUACCAUGACAAAAGGAUUCAACACAGGAAUGUAAAAAUGGAGAAGUUAGAUGGGGGAGGGGACAUCUAUUCUAUCUAUUCUCCUUCCCACCCUCCUAUGUCUAAAGAAUUCUCCAGGGCUUCC
Balaenoptera musculus (blue whale) is the source of this 10332-nucleotide messenger RNA. It is a transcript of the gene IGSF6, whose product is annotated as immunoglobulin superfamily member 6. Lineage: Eukaryota; Metazoa; Chordata; Mammalia; Artiodactyla; Balaenopteridae. The coding region runs from base 2014 to 2733 and encodes 239 amino acids. The record is from RefSeq and is a predicted model, not a curated record. The transcript has 6 exons.